Drosophila elegans is the source of this 783-nucleotide messenger RNA. RefSeq names its product MORN repeat-containing protein 4 homolog (gene rtp). Lineage: Eukaryota; Metazoa; Arthropoda; Insecta; Diptera; Drosophilidae. Bases 59 to 640 code for a protein of 193 amino acids. The record is from RefSeq and is a predicted model, not a curated record. The transcript is spliced from 3 exons.
GAACAUGCUCAGUAGCUCAGUAGCAGCUUGAAGCGCAUCGCCAGCGGUGAACGGAGCAAUGGCCAUGGACGACUACGAUGAUGAUAUGAGCAGCGUGGGCGUGACCACGGCCCGAAUCGAGAACCAACAUCAUCAUCAUCAGCAGCAGCAGCAACAUGGACACCACCAACAGAGCCAGUACAGCGCGGGGGCGGUGAAAGUGGGCGGGUGGCGGUACGAGGAUGCGAGUCGCUACAUCGGCGAGUGGAACCAGCGCGGACAGAAGCACGGCAUCGGUCAUCUGCAGUUUGCCGAUGGCACCCGAUACGAUGGCCAGUUCCAGGAGGGUCUCAGCCAAGGAGUGGGCUGCCUCUGGUUUGCGGAUGGCGCCAAAUACGAGGGCGAAUUUCAUCAGGGAUGGUUCCACGGCAAUGGGAUUUUCUGGCGGGCUGAUGGCAUGAAGUACGAGGGCGAGUUUCGUGGCGGCAAGAUCUGGGGCCUGGGACUAUUGACGUUCCAGGACUUCACGCACGGUUUUCCCAGGAACGAGGGCUUCUUCCAAGACUGCCGUUUCAUGAGAAGGCGUCGAUGUCCCGAGGUGGUGCAGCGGGCUCAGAAGUGCGCUCUAAUGGCCCGCUCCCAGUGCGAACACCCCUACUAAUCAGAGGCAGGACUUGCAGGACUCUAAUGAUCAAUACCGAAAUGUAACCCAUGGCCCAUCUUCAAAUCGAAAAUAUGAAUACAUCUUAAGAAAAUCAUGUUGGAUUACUAUGGUUAAUACAAUCUAUAAAAGUGAUUUAAAAG